Sinocyclocheilus anshuiensis is the source of this 4727-nucleotide messenger RNA. Its product is annotated as insulin receptor substrate 1-B-like. The coding region runs from base 619 to 3900 and encodes 1093 amino acids. The record is from RefSeq and is a predicted model, not a curated record. Lineage: Eukaryota; Metazoa; Chordata; Actinopteri; Cypriniformes; Cyprinidae. Gene Ontology annotation, biological process: insulin receptor signaling pathway. Gene Ontology annotation, cellular component: plasma membrane; cytosol. Gene Ontology annotation, molecular function: phosphatidylinositol 3-kinase binding; insulin receptor binding. The transcript is spliced from 2 exons.
UACACGAGCGGCGCCUUGUUUUGGUCUGUUAUGGCUUCGCAAAAAAAGAAAACUCGGCGACUUUUGGAGGAACUUAUGCAGCGGUUCAAACGGACUUGGUACGUUUCCGUUGUAAAUAACGGUCAGAUGCAUACUUUGCGCUCGUGCUUUGUUUAAUUGCACUUUUGGGAUUUUUUGCAGACAGCGCUUUGAUCUCCGGGGUAAAUGGGGUCGUGCGCUGCUGACUGCGCUUGUUUUGAUAAUGCGUUCGGAUCUCCGGACUGAAAAGGACGCUGUUUUGUAAUUUUUACAGUUUUGUAUUUUUUACAUAAUAAACCUGGUGCUUUCCGGUACUUGCAAUAUUUUUGAGGAUGUCCGAUAGAUUAUUUAAACUUAGUUGUAACAAUGUAAUGCUGCUGAAAAAAAAAUCCAAGUGCACUACUGUGUCGAUGAACUGUUAUAAUUGAAGCUCUUGACGGAGCGCACAAAAGUGACUUGUUUAAGUGCUAUUUUUUUUUUUUUUUUCAUUUUUACUCAAUGGAACCAUUUUUAUCUCCGCGCUCUUAUUUGACGAAGAGUACAUGCAUAACGCUUUGACUUUCAAUCCUGCAAUUUUUCUAUAGUUUAUUUUUUUAUACCAUGGCAAGCCCGACCACGGAGCAAGGAUGUUUUUCGGACGUGAAAAAGGUGGGUUAUUUAAGGAAACCCAAAAGCAUGCACAAAAGGUUUUUUGUACUGAGGGCGGCGAGCGCCUGCGGACCGUCCCGAUUGGAGUACUACGAAAACGAGAAGAAGUGGAGACACAAGUCUGGAGCACCGAAAAGGUCCAUUCCGCUGGAGAGCUGCUUUAACAUCAACAAAAGAGCGGAUUCUAAAAACAAACAUCUAGUCGCGCUUUACACCAAGGAUGAGUACUUUGCCAUCGCUGCUGACAGCGAGGUAGAGCAGGAGUCAUGGUAUCAAGCCCUGGUUGAUCUUCAUAACAGAGGUAAGGUCCACGAAACUGCUGCGGGCCGCGGAGUUGGCGAGGAUAAUUACGGCGAAGCCACACCGGGACCUGCCUUCAAAGAGGUUUGGCAGGUUAUUUUGAAACCAAAGGGUCUUGGUCACACAAAGAACUUGAUUGGUGUUUACAGAUUAUGCCUCACCAAUAAGACUAUCAGUUUUGUGAAACUCAAUUCUGAUGCGGCCGCUGUGGUCCUGCAGUUAAUGAACAUUAGGAGAUGUGGUCACUCUGAACAUUUCUUUUUCAUUGAAGUCGGGAGAUCUGCCGUGACCGGGCCUGGGGAGUUUUGGAUGCAAGUGGAUGACUCCGUUGUGGCUCAGAACAUGCAUGAAACUAUAUUAGAAGCCAUGAAAGCCAUGAGUGAGGAGUUCAGGCCGCGCAGCAAAAGUCAGUCAUCUUCCAACUGCUCAAACCCCAUCUCAGUUCCUGUCAGGAGGCAUCAUCACAACAAUCCACCCCCCAGUCAAGUUGGUUUAGGCAGGCGCUCUCGGGCAGAGAGUGUGACGGCCACUUCUCCUGUUAGACCUGGCAAACACAGCCAUUCAUUCAGAGUGAGAGCGUCCAGUGAUGGGGAGGGCACCAUGUCCAGACCGGCGUCUGUUGAUGGCAGUCCGAGCACAGCCCGACCUCAGUCGCAGCGACACAGGGGUGGAUCCAGACUUCACCCACCACUCAAUCACAGCAGAUCAAUCCCCACACCCACCUCACGGUGCUCCCCCUCAGCCAUCAGCCCCGUCAGCCUGUCUUCCAGCAGCACCAGUGGCCACGGAUCCACGUCUGACUGCCUCUUUCCACGCCGCUCUAGCGCCUCCAUAUCUGGAUCGCCCAGUGAUGGCGGAUUCAUCUCCUCAGAUGAAUAUGGAUCUAGCCCCUGCAACUUUCGGAGCUCCUUCCGUAGCGUGACUCCAGAUUCGCCACAUGCCAGGGAGGAGGAGAUAAACACCUACAUCUGCAUGGCCAAGCCUGGUUCACUUCCUGGCACUGGGAGCCAAUCGCGAAGUCAAUCCAGGGGAACGCCAUCGAGACUGGAGGAGCCCGAGCUGGAGAAAUGUUUCCGGAAGCGAAUGCAUUCUUCUGGUGCAUCGCCGCCAACUCCGUGCCAUCAAAAGACUCCCUCACAGUCAUCUGCUACUUCGCUAGAGGAAUAUACUGUAAUGAUGCCCACAUACCCACGAAGCCACUCUGCAUCAUCAUCGUCGUCAACAUACAGGCACUCCUUCAUGCCUACACAUUCAUAUCCAGAGGAAGGUAUAGACGCUUCACAAGCAAAAGACCACAGUAGACCAGAUCACAAAGAUGACGGCUACAUGCCCAUGCUGCCUGGCGUUGCGCCUGCGACCCCAACAGUGAAAAGCGGUGACUACAUGCCCAUGACUCCAAAAAGUGCGUCUGCACCACAACAAAUUAUCAACCCCCGGCAACACUCACAUGUUGACUCCAAUGGUUACAUGAUGAUGUCACCAAGUGGCAGCUGCUCUCCAGAUGGCACAACAAACUAUGGCAAGAUCUGGACUAAUGGCAUCAACCCUAAGCUCUCCAUAGAGAGUAUGGAAGGUAAAGUGUCAUCUUGUGGAGACUACAUAAACAUGUCCCCGGCUAGUUGUUCGAUGACCAGUACGCCUCCAGACUGCUUUUUCAACCCUGUAGAAGAUCCUCCCAGGCCAAUGUAUGCUUACUUCUCUCUGCCCCGUUCCUUCAAACAUGCCAACAGGAAGCAGGACCAGAGCUCUCUUCGGAUAUCACUGGGCUCGAGUCGAUUGGAAUACGCAGACUCUUCAUCGUCUUCAGCGAGCAGUGACAGCUUGGGUGGUCAAGGCAACUCGCAGCAGUCUGCUGUCAAGCCCAAAAGGUCAGAGGGCAGCGGGAGGCUGACACGUCCAACACGGCUGUCACUGGACACCAGCAAAGCAAGUACUCUUCCACGAACACGUGAGAGUCCCUUCCCCGCUGAGCCCAAAAGUCCUGGCGAGUAUGUCAACAUUGAAUUCAACGACAAGACGUUUUCGGCGAGCUUAGCAUCGCUGUUCCCGCCUGUGUUUUCUGGAAGUGAUGCUGAGGCCCCAUCAGACCUUUCAUCAUCUGAGUACAUGAACAUGCAGCUGGGGUCGCAGGCAGGGCGUUUGUGCCCAGAAAUGCAGAUUUCCACUUCCUGUUCAGACUAUGCCAUAAUCACUCCAUCAAACUCUGUAUCCUCCCCUCCACUGCCCUGUGAGAGCAUAUGUGACCGUGACUACAUCAGCAUGCAGUUAGCAUCCUGCACUAGCUUUCCUGAUACUCAGAUGAUGCUGAUGACCAAGGCCUUGCCAGAUGCAGAUGAUGCCCCUCCUUGUUCUGUAUCACCCAAUCAUGAUGUGACGGCAUUAAGCGGUGCCCCAGGGAGAUCGGCUCUGAUUGGCCCUUUGUCAGGUCUUAGUGCAUUCACACGGGUAAACUCCACUUCUGGGCGAAACCAAGGGGCUAAAGUAAUCCGGGCUGACCCACAGGGUCGACGGCGACACAGUUCAGAAACAUUUGCUUCCACAACAACCAGAGGGUCAGUUGACACAUCGGCCACCUGUCAGUCAGGUGAAGUAAAGCGCCACAGCUCCGCCUCUUUCGAGAAUGUGUGGUUAAGACCUGGUGAGGCCUCUGCUACUUCUACCGCUCCUCCUGCAUCUACAGUAACCAACGGACGAAGGGAAAACUCUUCAGGCACAAUUCCCACAUUAACAAACCAUGACCAGAACGGCCUGAACUACAUCGAUCUGGAUCUAGUGCAGAAUGGAGAGCAGCAUGCUCCAGACUGGAAUGCGUUCCACUCUCAGCCAGUGGAGCUGGGAGCCGUGGAAGGUAUAGAAGAGCUCAGUGCCUACGCCAGUAUAAACUUCCAGAAAUCAGAUGAGACCAGAGGGAAUCUCACAAGCAGAGAAGAAUGAAGAGUAUAAAGCCGCCGCAUCUUCAAGCGUCCAGAGUCCAGACUCAAAUCUCUCCCCGUUCACCACAAGCCGGACCUCAGAAAACUGGACCUCAAUAAACUCACUAACCUCAUUUUCCAGAACCACAUUAUCACCCGGACGCUACCAAAACCAUAUGGACAAAACAGACCUCAUAACAUCACAUAUCCGGACCUCACAAAUGCUGGAUUCCACUAACCAUAAAUCUCUCACAAGCGGACUAUCACUGUGCUUCAGACAUUACCAGACGUUACUGUCCAACUGUUACAGGCUCGGUACAAAUCGAUUUCUACCAUCAGACGUGGUAAAACGGCACUGUUUGAGGUAAAGGCCAAUGGUACUGCAGUAGUAGUUGUAGUCUCUCAAGCAAUGUUACAUUAAUAUUUAUGUAAAUGAUGGUACUUCACUAGUAGCCAAUGUACGACAAUUGUUUUGGUACAGGAAUUCUUUACGAAGCAGCCAUAUUGUGUUGGGUUUGUACGACAGUCCCCAACAGUGCUGAUUGUACCCGUUUCUGUCAAUACUGCCAGAUAUUUCCAUUACAUCUGGAAUUACACAUUGUGAUACAGCUCUCAAUUAGACACUUUCAUACACCCAGUACGGAGAACCUCAAACACCCCGACUUUCACCUCAGGAUUUUACGAAAGAGUUUACACAGACACACACACACUGUGUUUCAGCACUGUGAGCCAUGACUGACCUCAUGCUGCCAAACAAACACUGUGAUGUCUGUCAAACCCAUGUUUCAUUUCAUACUUGGUCACAUUAUAUCCCGUGGUGUUUAUAUUGGCCUCCAAACAGAACUUCAC